Messenger RNA from Rotaria socialis, 414 nucleotides. The record is from the annotation of a GenBank genome assembly. Lineage: Eukaryota; Metazoa; Rotifera; Eurotatoria; Philodinida; Philodinidae.
AUGCACCUCGCUUCUAAUAGAAUCAGUGAUGAGGGGUCACAAUAUCUCGCCAAUGCUCUCUCAAAUAAUUCAGUACUCACUACACUCAAUCUCACGGGCAAUCAAAUCGAAGGGCAAGGGGUGCAAUAUUUCGCCAAUGCUCUCUCAAAUAACACGACACUCACCACACUUGAUCUUCAUUUCAAUCAAAUUGGAGAUCAAGGGGCACAACAUCUCGCCAAUGUUUUACAAAACAACACAACACUCAUGACACUCGAUAUUCAUUGGAAUCAAAUUGGAGAGCUGGGAGCGCAGCAUUUAGCCAAUGCUUUGCGCAACAAUUCGACAUUACACAAGUUGGUUCUCAUAUAUGUCAACCAUAUAUCGUCGACACUGCUUGAUGAAUUGCAAAAGAACGAUGAUCGUAUUGCUUGA